Trypanosoma rangeli is the source of this 1728-nucleotide messenger RNA. RefSeq lists its product as uncharacterized. The transcript has a single exon. The record is from RefSeq and is a predicted model, not a curated record. Bases 1 to 1728 code for a protein of 575 amino acids. NCBI's taxonomy places the organism in Eukaryota, Euglenozoa, Kinetoplastea, Trypanosomatida, Trypanosomatidae.
AUGGACGCCUUGUCAAGGGGAUUUUGUGCGUGUGCUAUGGUAGGUGGCCUCCCGCACGGGGAAGGGGGGAGCUGGGCCUUGCGCUGGUCCUCACCCAGGGUGCAAGUGGUGGACAUUCAGCGGUAUCCAAAGUUUGUAGCAGAUUCAUUUGCGGUGUCGCGCUUCUACCUCGCCGCAUCCGACUCUGCUUCACUCAUUUGGCUUGUUAUUCCCCCUGGAAGUGAAAUGGAGGAACUGGUUGACACCUUUCAAAUUGAGGUGGGUUGCUGUGUCACGCUGAAUGAGUAUAGCGUUGUGGCAGCAAAGAAUGGACUAAACGUGGUCGUGCCUCUUUCGAUCAGUUACUCAGGGACGGAGCUGUCCCUGCUGGGGAACCCAACCUUUGACGCGACACUUUUUCACCUGUCAAGCGAGGCGCUUACUAAGCGACGGGGAAAUGUAAAACCCUGCACUUCCCGCGCCGUUGAGGAGUAUCCGAAGCUGAGCCUUAUCGACCUUGUCGAGGCCAAAGGACACGAAUUAGGUGACUACACCUUAACUCUGCGCGUGAUAUGGAAAGGAAAGCGGCGACAACUUCCGGCAAUUGGUUUAGCGACGCGGUUUAUAUUUGAUUGCAUAGGUGUGGACAGCAAUGGUGAUGCCAUGUGUAUUUCUUGCACGGGACAUGCUGCUCUGAACGACAUGUUUUCAGUGGGGGACUGUGUCUGCGUGACAAAUGCGUGUCUGACAAAUUGUGGUGAGGCCAAAGAUGCGCUGCGACUGCAAUUCAGCGAGCGCUCAUUUGGCGUGUUGUGUGGGGCGGAGGCGGGGGACACUAUUCCGGCCCACCCCUCACGGAUGUUUGGUGCGAGAUCGGUGACACAUGCUACCCAACAUAGCAACAUUGGUGACAUUGCCACUGUGGAGGGGGUGGUGGUGGCAGUGUCUCCCACGACGCUGGUAAACACAAAACGGGGACGUGUGGAGCGCUCAGCUAUCACGCUGCAGGAUACCGUGUCCUCGGUUUCUUCAUGUCUCAUCGAGGUGACUCUCUGGGAUGAGUUUUCGCGGAGCGUCACACCAGCUGUGGGUGAGCGGUGGUGUCUAUGUGGGUUUGUCGUUGGCGAGUUUAUGCGACGGCUCACGCUUUCUAGUAGGUCCGGAAGCGGAGCUAUUAAGAUGGAACCAAAGUCGCAGGCGCCUUUGUUCUCUGUGGACCGCACAGAGACAAUGAUGCCUCUGAACCGUGACGAGAAUGAUGCACUGCAGGUGGUGCUUGACCUACACGAGGCCUCCGAGACGCUGCCAGUGUUGGCCAAAAUACAACGAGUACGACUUCCUUUGACGUACAUGGCUUGUCGAGGUUGCAGUAGGCAGAUGCACGGAAACGUUCUUUCGUGUGCUGCGUGUGGUGGGUGCACGAUCGAGGAGCGCUUUUUUGUGCGACUGGAGUUAUCGGACGGCCUGUGUGCGGUGUCUGCGGUUGGCUUUGCGCAGAUUGGGGAGGCAUUGUUUGGUGUUGACCUACCAACCCUGCUGAGGCGGCGGCAGGUGUCGUCUGUCUACGAGAGCACGAUUGCCCGGGAAGUCGUGGGACUCCCGCUUCUGUUUUGGCUGCUGCGCUCGCCCGAUGACAGUCUGCUGCAUGUUGUGCGGUGCCAACACAUUGGAAUGGCGCGCUGUGCGGCGACGCUCCUGGGUGCUGUUGUGCAUAUGAUGGAGCCGAGUUCUGCCGCGCCACGAACAUAG